AUGAUUCAGCGUUUGCAAUACAUCCUCGAGAGAUAUCUACUUACGAGUCGGAGUGAUUCUAGUCGACGUUUUGUUAAACUUGCCAAAGCAAGCGUCUGUCACGUCUCAUUCAAUCGGGGUGGCCUCCAAAUGCCGCGCCUAACCGACACCAUCAAGAAACAACUGGAUUUACUACUUCAGCAGUUAUUUUGGAUGGAGAUGCAUGAACUUUGGAAGGCUAUUACAACGGCACUUCCUGCCUACACACUUCCUGCCGAAUUACAGCUCUCGACGUUUGACUUCCUCUCGUGCCUCUUCUUCAGACGUACGAAGCUUAUCCCUUUCAAAAACAUUCCUCCGUGGUGGCAGUUUUCGUGGUUUGUCUGGUCGACCCUGCCCAAGCUUCCAUCCUAUUCCCCAAGUGACCCCGUCGCCCUGCAAGCUGCACUACUUCGCGCCAACGUUUAG
This is a messenger RNA of Plasmopara halstedii, 447 nucleotides long. RefSeq lists its product as uncharacterized. The record is from RefSeq and is a predicted model, not a curated record. The transcript has a single exon. NCBI's taxonomy places the organism in Eukaryota, Oomycota, Peronosporomycetes, Peronosporales, Peronosporaceae. The coding region runs from base 1 to 447 and encodes 148 amino acids.